CAGCGGUUGUCAUUCCGCUUUGAGGAAAUAAAACUUAAAAUUUAGUUGCGAAAUAUUUAUGUUGCUCACUGUUGUAUAAAAUUGGUUAAUCAUUUGCGAAUUGCCUCCUGUAAAAUACAUCUUGUGUGACUAAAUAAUGUGUAAUCACGGAUGUAUACAUACGUAAUUAAUUGUUUCAACGAAUAUUCAAGGAACAUAUAACGUACAGUGCUGACACCAGUAACCAAAUCUUAAAAUUUAAACAUAAUAUUUAUAUAAGAGUUAUUUAAAAACGAAGGAAAAUGUAUGGAAUAUUUAUCUUUGUAACGGUAAUAAUUAAAACUGUAAAUUCACAUGGCGGACAUGGUGACACGUUACAGACUAAGAAUGCAAUACAAGACGCCCUCUUGUCUUACCUUUGUCAUGGAGCAAAUGGAUAUCCUUGUAACGGACACGGAAGUUGUUCUGGCGGAGCAUGUACCUGCUACCAUGGUUACAGUGGACUUAAAUGUGAAAUCAAUGACGCAGAUUUGACAAAUAUCGGAAAUAUUGGUGACACAUUUCUUGGAGGCCCUGAUACCGGAGGAGGACUAACCUUAGAUGACCUACUUUCUCCACUUGCAAUCACUGAAUCUCCUCAAGUACUAGCAUGUCUGUCAACAGAUGCAGACGCUUGCAGUGGACACGGUUUCUGUCAUCAAGGUAAUUGUAUAUGCGAACCUGGACAUUCUGGCAUACUUUGUGAACUAUCACAUGAACAAGGAUUUUGUAAAACUUAUAAAGAAUGUGCUGAAUGUACGGCUUUUAUGAAUGACUGUCCAAAAAAGUGUUCCUUGAUUGCAAAGUUUAGACUCGUUUUCGGAUUUCCAAGGGCAACCGAUGGAGACAACUUUAGAAAAUGCCGCUUUAGAAAUUCCGAUUUUAACUGCACAUUCUAUUUUAAACAAGAAAGCGAGUCUCCGCAAGGGCUGAAAACUAUUGCAGUAAAAGCCUGUUUGAAUUAUAAUGAAGCUAUUACUAAAGCAAACGAGACGGCGGCAGAACAAAUGAAAGACAAGCCUUUAAAACCUGUCACGCCAUCGCCUACACCAGCCCUCACUACGACAUCAACUGUUGACGACAGAAGUUCAAUAGACCAUUCACACGAACCGCAUGACACUCAUACGCAUGAUGAUCAUGUGCACGACACCAUGGCUGAUUCUGGGAAACAAGACACAAGCACAGGCGGUUCAGGUGCAAGUGUUAUGAAGCCAGGACUGUUUGUAAUAAUUGGAAGUGUACUAAUGUUCUUGUGAUUGUAAGUCAUAGUAAUCGUGUUCGAGUCAAAUAUCAUCUUUAUGAAGCCAAAAUGGAAAAAGCUUCAAAACCAUUAUGGAAAAUGAAAUGAAGGAGUAAGGCAAUUUCUCUAACUUUGAAAGAAUACUGGCUAAACUUACUGUAAAUUGCUAUUGAUAUCAAUAUGUGUACAUAAUGGUGAAAUAUAUAUUUACAAUUCUGUGAUAAGUUUCCAUUCAUCGUAAUUAUCUACCAAAGUGUUAAAAUAUUUAUUAUCCAAGUGACGUGUUUUAGAAACAAUCUUUAAGGCAGACUGAUACCAAUUAACAUUUUCAUUAAAUUAAAAUAAUUCUACUUACAUAGAUGUAUAAUUACAUUUACAUAUCAUAUAUUUUUGCUAAAUCAUUAUGGUGUAGUAUGGACGGACCUUAGUUAAGAACCAUGUGUGCAGAGUUCUUCUGGCUAGUUUUGUAAUUUCAUCGCGGUGAAAUAUACAAAAAAGGACUCCUACACCUGAUAUCAUAACAAAUACCACUCUGUUUGAUAAAAUCUCAUAUUUUCUUACUUUGUAAUAAAAGGCGAAUAAAAA
Ruditapes philippinarum (Manila clam) is the source of this 1843-nucleotide messenger RNA. RefSeq names its product integrin beta-4-like. Gene Ontology annotation, cellular component: cell surface; focal adhesion; integrin complex. The transcript has a single exon. The record is from RefSeq and is a predicted model, not a curated record. Gene Ontology annotation, biological process: cell migration; integrin-mediated signaling pathway; cell-matrix adhesion. NCBI's taxonomy places the organism in Eukaryota, Metazoa, Mollusca, Bivalvia, Venerida, Veneridae. Bases 282 to 1274 code for a protein of 330 amino acids. Gene Ontology annotation, molecular function: integrin binding.